AUGCGCAGCGUGACGCCAGCCGCGGCCCCGCCACACCAGCUGGGCCGCAGUGCUGCCGCCGGGCGGCGGUGGCGGCCCGGGGAACCAUCGCAGGCCGCCGGGUCCGGUCGGCCGCCCGAGCUGCACGCGUCGCGCGGCGAGACGGGGGCAUGGCCGAGCGCCGCCCCCAAUAGCGAGAGCCGAGCCGGCAUGGCGGCCGCGCUGCCGCCGCUGCUGCUGCUGCUGCUGCUGCUGCUGCACCCGGCCGCGGCCAACCCGGACGCCAAGCGGCUGUACGACGACCUGCUGUCCAACUACAACCGCCUCAUCCGGCCCGUCAGCAACAACACGGACACGGUGCUCGUCAAGCUGGGCCUGCGCCUGUCGCAGCUCAUCGACCUGAAUCUGAAGGAUCAGAUCCUUACCACCAACGUCUGGUUGGAGCACGAAUGGCAGGACCACAAGUUCCGGUGGGAUCCGGCGGAGUACGGUGGCGUGACGGAGCUGUACGUUCCAUCGGAGCACAUCUGGCUGCCCGACAUCGUCCUGUACAACAAUGCUGACGGCGAGUACGUGGUCACGACCAUGACGAAGGCGGUGCUGCACCACACGGGCAAGGUCGUCUGGACGCCGCCCGCCAUCUUCAAGUCGUCCUGCGAGAUCGACGUCCGCUACUUCCCGUUCGACCAGCAGACGUGCUUCAUGAAGUUCGGCUCCUGGACUUACGACGGAGACCAGAUCGACCUGAAGCACAUAAACCAGAAGUACGACGACAACAAGGUGAAGGUGGGCAUCGACCUGCGCGAGUACUACCCCAGCGUCGAAUGGGACAUCCUGGGCGUGCCCGCAGAACGCCACGAGAAGUACUACCCCUGCUGCGCCGAACCCUACCCAGACAUCUUCUUCAACAUCACGCUGCGGCGCAAGACGCUGUUCUACACGGUCAACCUGAUCGUGCCGUGCGUCGGCAUCUCGUACCUCUCGGUGCUCGUCUUCUACCUGCCGGCCGACUCGGGCGAGAAGAUCGCGCUCUGCAUCUCGAUCCUGCUGUCGCAGACCAUGUUCUUCCUGCUCAUCUCCGAGAUCAUCCCGUCCACGUCGCUGGCGCUGCCGCUGCUCGGCAAGUACCUGCUCUUCACCAUGGUGCUCGUCGGGCUGUCCGUCGUCAUCACCAUCAUGGUGCUCAACGUGCACUACCGCAAGCCCAGCACGCACAAGAUGGCGCCCUGGGUCAGAAAGGUGUUCAUCCGGCGGCUGCCGAAGCUGCUGCUGAUGCGCGUGCCCGAGCAGCUGCUGGCCGACCUGGCGAGCAAGCGGCUGCUGCGGCACGCGCACAACUCCAAGCUGAGCGCGGCGGCGGCGGCGGCGGUGGCGGCGGCGGCCGCCUCCUCCUCGGCCGCCUCGUCGCCCGACUCGCUGCGCCACCACCACCUGCACCAGCACCAGCACCACCUGCAGCUGCACCACCUGCAGCGGCCCGGCGGCUGCAACGGCCUGCACAGCGCCACCAACCGCUUCGGCGGCAGCGCCGGCGCCUUCGGCGGCCUGCCCUCCGUUGUCGGGCUCGACGGCUCGCUCAGCGACGUCGCCACGCGCAAGAAGUACCCCUUCGAGCUCGAGAAGGCCAUCCACAACGUCCUCUUCAUCCAGAACCACAUGCAGCGCCAGGACGAGUUCGACGCGGAGGACCAGGACUGGGGCUUCGUGGCGAUGGUGCUGGACCGGCUGUUCCUGUGGAUCUUCACCAUCGCCUCCAUCGUGGGCACCUUCGCCAUCCUGUGUGAGGCUCCAGCUCUCUACGACGACACGAAGCCCAUCGACAUGGAGCUCUCGUCGGUGGCCCAGCAGCAGUUCCUGCCGGACAUCGACUUCUAGUGGACGACCGGCGACCCCCGACCGUCUUAAGGUGCCGGCUCAAUGAGACGGGUGUCUGUGACGAGCUGAUACCGCCGAGAUUUGGGAACCUAGAUCGAAUAAUAAAAGCCGUCUGCUUUUGUGCUGAAUCUAUCUACAUCAGCGAAUCGUAGUAAUGUUAGUGGACUCCGCUGCCAAUUUACGCUGUCGUGUUUACCAGUAUUUCAGUGAGUGAAGCGUCGAGUUGACUGACAGUCUGGAGCUUAAUCCAGUUACCUCCAACGGAAACCAAAGAUAUUUCAUUAAUGCGAGAUGCUGUGUCCCAAACCAUUCCGUAAUUCACAAUAUACGGAGAAUCACACCACUGCUGUGUCGCAAGAUAGAACAGUAACUUCAAAAAUUGUUUACUGGUUGAAUAUGAAAACCAUGCGGGUAAAAGGUCCUUAGACUUUCGACAUCAGUGAAGUUUCCCUCCACUGGGAGUGUGUUAGAUCUCUUCUGUAUCUUAUAACAGCUCAAAAGAAUAUUUUACAAUAGCUACAGUUAUAGACGUCGUAAAUAGGUACCAGUUUUCAAACUGUAACCUCGCGCUAGACAUACCCCUAUUCAGAUCUUGCUACUGAAUUUUCAUAUCAGAAGUACAUUGAGACAUGCGUUUUUUAUUGCAAGUAUGGAGUGAAUGAGCUUUAUACCUGGGCUUCUGAAUUAAUGGACCCGUAUGUGACACAGGAUUGGUUAAAAGGUAUUCGAAUGGUACAUAAAUAAUUUAAUACUUUCGCAUACAUCAUCGUCAUCGCCCAUGAAACAGCUGUUUAUGGACUGAGACGGAUAAAAGGUGUUAUGCACAUUCAAAUCUUGCCUACCCGGAUAUCUACAUGAAAAUCCAGUGCGACCUUACGCACUGAUCAGGAGGAAAUAUUCUAAAAAAAACUGUAUUUUACAUUUAUGAACAACAAGUACUUCAAUUUUUUAAAAGUAGUUAGUAAUCUUGACGUUAAGAGUGUAUUCUUCAAAUAUUCGCAGAUAUGAAGUAUAAACGCACACACGAAUACGCCACAAAACAUCGAAAGAUCCGGAAGCAGAUGCAGGAGGGUAACUGUAACACAUUACGAUAAUGUUAGUGUUCGUUAAUGGAUCUACAUACACAGAGGCUGCGCUGUAACUAAUGCGCUUAAUGAUGGUAUUAAAAAGAGAUAUGUAUUGAGACUGAAGGCAUGUCGACUGCAGUAUUUAUCAUUCGUCCAAAUUACGCAAAGCUGAUGCCUUACUUGGCAAAUGUAAUGUGAGAUGAGCACGUAAGUUACUGAAUGAAUCUGAUCACAACAUUCCGCUAUAGAUCUACAUUUUUCCCUUGUAAGGGCAGCUCGUCGCACACUUCCUGCCAAAACCACCGCAAAAAUGCCUGAAAGCAGUGUAACAUAAAAUUUUAGUCAAGUAUAAAACGUAUAUCAUGCGGCUCUUUUGUUUUUCGAUUGAAACGGAUUUUCUUUUAUUUGCAUUUAACUUGCAACUGAGGAAAGCCUCAUUCUCUUUCUUCACACUUUUCCACGAAUAACAGAACUGAAACUUGUAGUAGAUACAAAGUUCGUCAUUGAAAUAUGGCGUAGUAGUACUACCGAACCGCACGUGUUGCAGGAUAUAACAUUAGGUUCGUAAAUGUGGCCCACGAAUCACGAGGUAUUGAAUCAUAAUUCCAAAGUAUUUAAUCAUGUUUAAUAUUUGUCAAAAAUUAUGGACAAUUCACGUGGUAGAAAAUAAAAUCAGGAGUGUUGAAGAUAAUAGCUCAGUUAAACAAUUUCACUAAACUAAGUAACUAAAGUUUGUAAAAAAAAUCAUUGUCCGGCGGAGUGAUUAGAUAAACUGACAUUUUAAAAUUCUUAUGCCGUUCUAUUGAUGGGGUGUCGAUUAUAUCAGCUUUUACAAUGUCUGUGGUUUUUUGUUUCUGUAGUGUGAUAAAAUGAAAGAAAACGGUUGUUUCUCCUCUCUUUACAUUUAUUCAUCACAGCUACAUUUCAUAUUUAGGCGUUAUCCAUUUCAGUUAGACAUAACAGUUAAUGAGCUUGAUGUCAAAUCGAUAUCCCAUCUCCCGAGGCGUAAUUUAACAAUAAACGCGUUACUAAAAGAAGAUCAAAUAAAUAGAUAUACUGUUCAUUAUAGCGCUAGCGAAACAAUUGGAGAUGGGUGUAUGCGUGUAGGGGAACGUAAUUACCAAGUUUAAGUAGUACAAUUCCUAGUCAUCUGGACAACAAUUAAUUCACUACUUAAUGAUUUUUUAUUGCUCUUUAUCUAACUAAAGGUGAGUUGUGAAUUAAAUUUCAGGUAUCUGAAUUUUUUAUUAUUGUCACACUUCACGAAAAUAGUAUGACUUAUAACUCAUCCUGUUUGCUCAGUGAGUACGCCUGAGUUCUACACACAUUCAUUUUUCAGGGAAAAAGAAAAAAAAAAGGUUUUUCGUAGCGCCACAGAUAUAAAAUGCUUUGGUGGUCCAAAUUAAACAAUUUCAUUUGAAAUACGAUUAUUUGUUGUUACAUGAAAGUCUCUUUACCACUGUGGAGCUGCCAUAUACAGUAGAGUUGAAAGAUGUAAAGUUUAUUACUCACGCUUUAUGGAAAGUUGUAUUUUCUACUUUAGUUCCUGUUUGGUCUUUCUUGCCAGUAAACAAUACUCCAUAUACGGUCUAAGUUGUACUCUUGUAUAAAAUAAGAGUUUUUUCAAGACUGAUACAGCUCUGGUUUCCUCUACGAAACGUUUGUAGCCGGGGCUAGAAUGUCUUACAUGUUCCAGUUCAUCAAUUAUUAACGAAAAAUAUAAUUUUAACAGUAUUUAUGUAUAAUUAUUCUGUUUGAUGUUCUCGGCAUUCUGAUUACUGUACAACUGGUUUCUUUAGUAGGUAUUCAUGAUUAACAAGCUAAAAUAUUGUCAACAUGUUAGUAAAUUUUUGCAUUUUCCCAUGGUGUCGUGCCAAAGAGACCGGUAUGGAAUGUCGAUUUUUUCGACGUCAUUUACAUAUAGGUGUGUGUGUGCACUAUACUACAUAUUUUUGUAAUGUACUGUGUAAUAUUCUUGGUGGAUAAACUAUUACAUAUGAGGAAACUUUCAGUGUUGUUCUCUGCUUUCU
Schistocerca serialis cubense is the source of this 4951-nucleotide messenger RNA. It is a transcript of the gene nAChRalpha2, whose product is annotated as acetylcholine receptor subunit alpha-L1. Gene Ontology annotation, biological process: chemical synaptic transmission; regulation of membrane potential; nervous system process. Gene Ontology annotation, molecular function: acetylcholine-gated monoatomic cation-selective channel activity; transmembrane signaling receptor activity. Gene Ontology annotation, cellular component: neuron projection; postsynaptic membrane; synapse. The record is from RefSeq and is a predicted model, not a curated record. The coding region runs from base 1 to 1854 and encodes 617 amino acids. The transcript is spliced from 9 exons. Lineage: Eukaryota; Metazoa; Arthropoda; Insecta; Orthoptera; Acrididae.